CCUUUUACUUUUUCUACUUUUUCUAAUAAUAAAAUCAUGACAACGAAAAUAAAAUCAAAAGUUACACUCAGCUUAAUUUGUUUUUUUCUGUGUAUGAUUAACAUAAUAAAUGCACAAGAACAUAAGAUAGUUACUCUACCUGGACCUGAAGUUGAAGGAAUACCGGAAACAACAGAUUAUCCUAACAAUGAUUACGAAAAAUUAUUAGCUUAUUCGCUUUAUUUCUACGAAGCACAGAGAAGUGGUAUAUUAUCUGCAACAAAUCGAAUUCCUUGGCGACAUAAUUCUGCGCCAUUUGAUGGACAAAAAGAAGGGGUUGAUCUAACUGGGGGAUAUUAUGAUGCAGGUGAUUAUAUGAAGUUUACGUACCCGUUAUCAUGGACACUAACAUCGAUAAGUUGGGGAGGAUUAGAAUGGUUUGAAGGUUAUGAAUUAUCAGGACAAACACAAUAUCUACAUGAUAUGGUCAAAUGGGGAACUGAUUGGUUAAUUAAAGCAUAUUCACUUGAAACUAAUGAUUUAUAUGUUCAAGUUGGAAGGGAAGAUGUGGAUCAUAAUUAUUGGGGUGGGGAUUUAAACAUACCAUUACCAAGAGAUGCAUAUAAAGUGGGAGAGAAAAAUCAUGGUACGGAUGUAGCAUCAUCAGUGGUAGCAGCAUUCGCAAGUGCAUCAAUUUUAUUUAGAGAAAAAUUUUCGGAUUCAACAUACUCUGAUGAUUUAUUACUACGUGCUAAAGCAUUAUAUGUAUUUGCGGAAACAAAAGCAUGGAAAUUAUAUGGUGCCAGUUUACCGCAAGUUAAUAGUUUAUAUCCAUCAUCAAAUUAUCAGGAUAAAUUGGUUUGGGCCGCACUUUGGUUAUAUAAAGCAACAGGUGAAGAAAUUUAUUUUAACAAAGCUAUAAAUUAUUAUACUCAGUUUUUUAUACCCGAUUCCAUAAUAGCCAUUAAUUGGUCUGAUCAAACUUGUGCGAUAUAUUUUUUACUCGUUCAAAUAACAAAGGGAAAUGAAUUAUCAUAUAAAUUGCAAGCUGAAAAAUAUUUAGAUUAUAUGUUAAAUCCUUCAUUAGUACCAAAAAGUCCAUGUUCUUAUACUCCUGGUGGAUUAUUAUGGUGUAAUGGUAUUAGCGAUACUAAUAGUUUAAAUGUUCCAUUAAAUAUUGCGUUUGUUUCUUUACUAUAUGCUCCUUAUGCUACUACAACCGAAAAGCGUUCAAAAUAUAUGGAAUUCGCACAAUCUCAAAUUAAGUACGUCCUUGGUGAAAAUCCUAUGAAAAUGACUUAUGUAGUUGGAAUAAAUCCUAAAUCCCCUAAAAAUCCUCAUCAUGCUGGUGCUCAUGGCAGCACUACUAAUAAUAUGCUUCUACCUAUUGAGUCCACAAAUAUACUUUACGGUGCUGUUGUUGGUGGUCCCUCCAAAAAAGACUUAUAUAUUGAUGAUAGAACUAAAUAUAAUUCUACAGAGGUUGCAUUAGAUUAUAACGCACCAUGGCAAGGAUUAAUGGCAUAUCAAGUAAUAUAUUAUAAAACGAAAAUACCCGAAAAAUCAACACCUGGAGAUGGAGGUGAUAAUGAUAAUGAUAAUGAACAGAGUGAUGAUGAACAAAAUGAAAAUAAAGAUGGGAAAUCAAAAAUUGCAGAAAGUAAUGUUAAAUCUGGAGGAAUGAUUACUAGUAGAAUCGGUGGAAUUAUUGGUAUAGCAAUUGGUAGUUUACUUUUAGUUUUAUUGGGAGCAUCACUCAUUUGGAAACGUUCUAUGAUCGUUGCAUGGUUCAAACGUGAUAGAAAAAAAAGAGAUAUAGAAUUUAAUAUCGAAAACAAUGUUACUAGUAGACCUAGUAGUUUUAUCUCUCAUAUUAGUAGACCUAAUAGUGUUGUUGUUCCUAUUAGUAGUGUUGUUGUUCCUAUUAGUAGAUCUAAUAGUGUUGCUGUUCCUAAUAGUAGACCUAAUAGUGCUAUUAGUGGAUCUAAUAGCAGACCAAAUAGUGGUGCUGGUGUGGAAAGUUAUCUUUCAUUUUUCAAUAAUUUUUAAUUGUAAUAACUUAAUGUAUAAUAUUAUUUAAUGAUAAUUUAUGUAUUGUGUCUUUUUCUUUUUUUUUUUUAUAGAGACGCUAUUGUAUUAUAUAUUAUCAUAUAGAUUUAAUGGUUUCGAAAAUAAUUUAAAAUAGUAACCUACGUAAUAUAAAAAGAUAAUAAAGAAAAUACAAAUAUUACAAUUUAGACCUGCUACGCGUUUAAUUUUAUGAUAUAUGGUAGUGAUAGUGUUAGCUAUUUGGCCGUUUU
Messenger RNA from Rhizophagus irregularis DAOM 181602=DAOM 197198, 2279 nucleotides. RefSeq lists its product as uncharacterized. Gene Ontology annotation, biological process: carbohydrate metabolic process. NCBI's taxonomy places the organism in Eukaryota, Fungi, Glomeromycota, Glomeromycetes, Glomerales, Glomeraceae. The record is from RefSeq and is a predicted model, not a curated record. Gene Ontology annotation, molecular function: hydrolase activity, hydrolyzing O-glycosyl compounds.